AAAUGGAUGAUGUGAUCUCCCUCAGCUCAGGCGACUCUGAUGUGGAAAUCGUCGGCUCCUUCUCGGCCAAGUCUGAGCUGCUGCCCCUCUCCGCUGUGAGGGUUGAUGUCGACGCUGUGAACGUUAACGCCUCGCAGUGUCAGCCUUUCAUUCCUUCCAAGGAGAUUUAGCAACCAUGCACACUUGGCCUCAGGUGACUCCAACGGAGCAGUAACAAACGACAUCAAUGGCCUUGAAACGUCUUCAAGUAUCUACAACGAGGUCCAGCUGCCAUCGAUUCAACUUUUCUUGGAUAUAGCAAUAUUGAUUUUGUACAAUUUAAUAGAGUACUAUUCUCUAGAAAAUCAAUUCAGAAACUUUAACAUUGUCCACUAGUGCACCCAGAGAUAUAAAACUUAAAAUUGAUAUUCUUUAAUCUCAGUAGAUUUGCAUCGAAAACAUGGCUUUCGUGUGUGCCAUUGGCCAUUUAAAGACAAUGCUGAAACUGGCUUUUCAUUUUCUUAUGGGUUUGAUAAACAAAAUAAUUAUAUUAUUUUUGUGUAUGCGAGGAGAAAUGUGUUUAUACUGUUUUGGACUGAGUUUCCCACUUGAUCAUCUUUUUGAAUAAAGGGAAGCAGAAGCUUUAUUAUUCAUCUAUGUGAUUAUGUAAGCAACCACAGUAUUUUCUGACAUAUUUUUCUGUUUUUUUUUUUUUUUUUCCAUUUUCUAGUGUUUUAUUGACCUCACAGAUCCAAGAUGGACUCUUCCAGAGCUUAAAAUGCGCAAAAGACAAAACUCCACUCCCUUGUCAGUGGCAGACUUGACUGAAAGCAACAUAGCAAAUAGGACAGAACAGGAGACAGAGAAUUCGCAACCAGAUGACUGUGAAAUAAAACAAGAAAGUUCAAAUAACAAUCAAACUUCAAAAAAAGAAGAUUUUGAUUUACAGACAAGCUCUUUGAGAGACUCAACUGUUCUUGCUCCACAGCAGGACUGUGGUAAUAUGAGAUGUUUGAAUUCUCAAACACAACACCAAAAGCAGAACUACGAAGUACAUCCCUCUCCUAACACACCAGCUGUAAAACUGAGACGACUGCCUUUUCUUGAGACAUGUGUAAAGGACCUGAAAACGUCAAAUUGUUCUGUGUAUUUAACCAAAGAGUGCUUUAGAGAACUCAGCAUGAACAGCAAUUCACCAGAUUGCAUUACUGAUUUGAGGACAACUACAGAAUCAAAUGGUCCUUUCAUGAAAACUUCACUGGACAAGUCUCCUCCUAAGGUGGCUGAAUUGCUUAUUGGACAGGAACAACAGGAGAACAGUAAUGAAUUUACAAGCACACAGUUACAUGACCGCUCUGAUCACUCAUCCCCUCCCUCUCCCACUACCAGACUGAAGCCUUCUGAGCUUUUUGAUCAUGACUCUCUACCACACAGAAGUCCUGCAUUUUAUGAUCUGAAGAGCCAAGUUGAUACAACACCCAAAUCUGAACAUACGCCUGCUGAAAACAUGCCUGAAUGGCAAUCGGAUGAGGCUAAGGCUGAAAGGGCCUCAGACAGUGCAGACUUGUGCUGUGAACCUGCUUUGUCAGUGUCUAAAACUGAGGAUAUGGAUGAAGGAUCUGGUGCUGAGACAUAUAGAGGGGAUGCAGGAAUUGAUAGUCCACUGUCUUUCCUCUGGCAAGAGGGGAGUGACAUAGAAGAAGUGAAUGAAGAGAGCAGAUUUGAUAUGGACUUCAGGGCAGCUAGUCGAGAAGACAGACAUACUGUGUGCCCAGUUACACUCAAGAAAAUAAUGUCUGGACCAGGUCAAGCCUUGAUUGAUGUCGAAGAUGAAGGUUUUGGAACUCCAGAGGUGUUAUGCCGUCAGAGCCUGAGUCUGGUUUACAGUACGAUUGAUGAGAACUACCCAGAGGGUACUUUGCAGCUCUUGUCUGACCUACUACAGCCUGGUUACUAUCCCCCCAGAGAUAUCACUACCCAUCUACUCCACAACAUUCUGCUGGACCCACAGUGUCCCCAUCACCUAUGUGUACAGGCCUUUAAUCUGCUGAUGAGGACACAGAGACACCACAUGGCUGAUAAAACCACAGUACCAUGGGACUGGGAGUUGUUGACCUCAGUCGUGGCCAAUCAGGACAGUACAAAUAGACGCAGAUGUGAGAUUGUGCGCAUGCUCCUGGAGUAUGUUGUGCAGACAUUGGAGGACGACUUCCAGGCCAAACGUUCUACUUCUGCCCUCCACCAUUCGAUCGCCAAGGCCACACUGUCAUGUGAUCAGCACUUCCCUCAAGUCAGAGAUGUCAUCAAGUGGCUUUUUUCUGCCAUUAUGAAAUCGACAGAGCAUGGAGAGUGUAGAGAAACAACUAGAGAGAGAGAUGAACAAAGCAGAAUAGUGUCCAUCUUCCAGAGGAUGCUGUCUCUGGCUCUGGAGGUGGACCGUUCUCCAGCCCUCACCUCUGUCAAGCUGUCCCAGGAGCUCUUCCAUAUGGUCAUCAGCAAUGUGCCUUUGCGAGCACACAGGAUGUUGUUGCUGGAGAGCCUGCAGAGCAAGCUGCUGAGAUGUAAGCUGUUAGAACAUCUGCUGGACUAUGCGUGCCCACUGAAAAUCUCUCUGCCCAUGUCGCUUAGUCUGCUGCUCCACUUUAUGAAGAACUGCACUCUGGCACCAGACCCUACGGAUGGUACUGAAAGAUGGCAGAGGUGGGAAGAGUUGGUCCAUCUUCUCUGGAUGCUGCUACUCAGCUACAACAAAGCGAUGAAAGGCUAUCUGUGCAGCUCAGUCACUGAACAAAGAGGCAGAGUUGGCACGCUGGUCUACAAGCCGGAUGAUAAGGUAUCCAAGGCUGCCAUUCGUGAAGCUGUGGAGGCCUUCCUGUCCAGAUCCCAGGCUGACCUUGGCCAAGCAUUACCUCUGCAUGUGGAAGAGUCCCUCACUUAUCUACAGGAUCACCUGCUAGAUGUCUGUCAGUGUUGAAAUAAAAGCUCUUGGUAGUGCUUAUUUUCUUGGAAGACAUAAAGCACUGAAUUAAUUUAAUAUUUAUAUUUUUGUACUGGUUCCCUUGCACACUUUUUGUAUUUAAAUAAAGGCAGUGUGUUUUGAUUGGUUAUAUUAAGUGAAAAUACAAUAAGAUUGUUUUUUCUCGAUUAUAUAAGUUUUUAUGUUGUUGCCAACAAAGCGAUAUAUGAAUUUGUCAUUAAGCAUAAUUUUCCUUGGAUGUCCAUACAGAUUAAAUCGUUACAUCACUGGUUCUACAGA
This is a messenger RNA of Seriola aureovittata, 3235 nucleotides long. It is a transcript of the gene simc1, whose product is annotated as SUMO interacting motifs containing 1. Lineage: Eukaryota; Metazoa; Chordata; Actinopteri; Carangiformes; Carangidae. The coding region runs from base 758 to 2953 and encodes 731 amino acids. The record is from RefSeq and is a predicted model, not a curated record. The transcript has 10 exons.